CAAACACGAGGAGAGAAAAUGGUAUCAAUCAAGAUAUAUAUGGCAUUCCGUUUCAUGCUGUUUUGCUACUGAACUUCUUCGAUUACCUGUUUCCUGCUAUAACUUUCAAUUAUUUGCAGGAGAUUCUUUUUUACUAUUAUUUUGAAAAGGAUGUAUGCGAUUUAUAAACAAACGCACCCUCCGACAGGGAUCGAACACUGCGUCUACUGUCAAUUCUUUUCGCCAGCUGAAAACAAUCUUGUUGUGGCGGGGACAUCACAGCUUCGUAUCUACAAGUUUUAUACCCAAGAUGAGCAUAAUUCAACAGGACCAGCAUCAUCAGACAAGACAGGAGAUGGUACUGCAAAGAGAAGGAAGUUGGAGCUUGUCAGCCAGUAUUCUUUGUUUGGCAACAUAGAAUGCCUUAAAGCUGUUAGGUUAGCUGGAAAUUCAAGGGACUCACUGCUAUUGAGCUUUAAGGAUGCCAAGUUUGCUGUGGUGGAUUAUGAUCCAGGCACUCAUGACUUGAAGACAAGAAGUUUGCAUUACUUUGAAGAUGACAAAAUAACCAAGAGUUGCAAUCAAGAGUAUUUUCGGCCCCCUGUGGUGUGUGUGGAUCCUGAUCGACGCUGUGCAGUGAUGCUUAUCUAUGGCACACAUAUUGUGGUUUUACCAUUUAGACAAGAAGGAGUAUUGGAUGAACACGAGCAGGAAGGAACUUUUACAGCAAGUGGUGAUCGAUCUCCUUUGUUACCAAGUUACACCAUCAACCUCAAAGACAUUCAUGAAAAGUUGUGCAACAUUAUAGAUAUUCAGUUUCUUCACGGUUACUAUGAACCUACCCUGUUAAUACUUUAUGAACCACUGCAAACUUGGCCAGGCCGUCUUGCCAUGCGACAUGACACAUGUGCUUUGGUCGCUGUCUCCCUGAAUUUAUCUCAGCGCACUCAUCCAGUUGUGUGGUCCCUGAAUAAGUUUGUGAGUGUGGAAAUGGGUAUUUAUUUCUUGGAUCUCGACUUGGCAACUCAAUCCUUGUCAAAUACACUGAAAAGGAGGAACUAGGUACAGAACCAGAUUUGUUCUCACCAGGAAUGGACCCCCCACAAGCCAAAAGAAGAAGACUGGACACAGAUUACACAUAUGCUUUAGAUGAUCUGGACGAGUUGGAAGUGUAUGGUAAAGAGGAACAAUCUGGGGUGAAGCUCACAUCAUACUCAUUUGAAGUAUGCGACAGUUUGCUCAACAUUGGACCUUGCACUAGUGUUGAUAUGGGAGAGCCUGCAUUUCUUUCGGAAGAGUUUUCUGGUGGUAAGGAGCUGGAUUUGGAACUUGUUUCAUGUUCUGGGUAUGGAAAAAAUGGUGCAUUAUCAGUUCUACAGCGAAGUGUGAGACCUCAAGUUGUGACAACAUUUGAGCUUCCUGGCUGUGUUGACAUGUGGACAGUUUUGUCUGGUGAACAGGGUGACAACAGCUAUCACUCAUUCCUACUGCUCAGCAGAGAGGACUCUAGCAUGGUGUUAAAGACAGAACAAGAGAUUAUGGAACUUGAUCACUCAGGCUUUACUUCCCAGUACCCCACUGUAUUUGCUGGAAAUCUUGGGAAUGGAAAGUACAUCUUGCAGGUAACUCCUCAAGGUGUUAGCUUGUUAGAAGGAGUAACACAGUUGUAUCACAUUUCACUGGAUGCUGGCUUGUCAUCAAUUGUGUGGUGUUCACUGUCUGAUCCUUAUGCAGUCAUGAUGACAGCAGAUGGUUCCAUUAUUUUACUUGAGUUUACAUUGGAAGGUACAGAACCUAAGGUGAAGAUAUCCAGGCCACAGAUCAACCAAGGGGGGAAAGUCUGCGCCUGCUGUGCAUAUAGAGAUGUCAGUGGUAUCUUUUCCACAGAGAAGGUGGACCAGUCACUCAGAAAAGUUCAACGUCAAACCAGUACUCCCACCACUCCUAAAAGUAUGGAUGUGUUAGAUGAGGAUGAACUGUUGUAUGGAGAAUCGUCUUUGCCAUUUACGUCUGAUGAAGAAGCUCAAGAACAGAAGAACGUAAAUGACAGUGUGUUCACUGGGGAAUCAAAUGCUGAAACAGUGAAUCCAACAUGGUGGUGUGUUGUUUGUCGUGACAAUGGUGUCUUGGAGAUUUACACUUUACCUGAUUUCAAGUUGGUUUUCUUGGUUAAAAAUUUCAAUAUGGCUCCAAGAGUGUUAGUGGACAGUGGGUCUGCUUCUGGUGUAAGUAUCACAGGCAGUGUCGGUCAGGAGGAUUCUUCACCUGUCAGGGAAAUCUUACUAGCAGGCUUAGGGCACAAAAACAGCAGACCUAUGCUUAUUGCACUUGUGGAACAGGAACUUUUGGUGUAUGAAGCAUUCACUUUCACUGAAGCUUCUGUAGAAAGUCACCUUAACUUAAGGUUCAAGAAGGUCCAACACAAUCUGCUUCUGCGUGACAAGAAAUCAAAGCAGCAAAAAGUAAAGCAGGUGGAUGGUAUUCAAGGGACAAAACCAAAAGUGUCCAGUCUCCGUGUCUUCAGUGAUGUCUCAUCUUAUUCAGGGGUGUUUUUGUGUGGUUCCUACCCAUACUGGCUGUUUGUUACCAGUAGAGGUGCGCUGCGAACUCAUCCGAUGAACAUUGAUGGCGCUGUCACUUGCUUUGCCCCUUUCCAUAAUGUCAACUGUCCCAAAGGUUUUCUUUACUUCAACAAGAAGGGGGAGUUAAGAAUUUCAGUUCUCCCAACCCAUCUUAGUUACGAUGCCCCGUGGCCUGUAAGGAAGGUUCCUCUGAGAUGCACUCCUCAUUUUGUGACUUACAACAGAGAAAGCAAGACAUAUGCAGUUGUCACAAGCUUGUCAGAACAAACUAAGAGAGUGGUCAAAUUGAACACUGAGGAUCAUGAAGCUGAAGAUAUCGAUAGAGAUUCAAGAUUUGUAUAUCCAAUUAUUGACCGAUUCAGCCUACAGCUUAUCUCACCAGUUAGUUGGGAGAUUAUACCAGGCACACGAAUUGAGAUGGAGGACUGGGAACAUGUCACCACCUGCAAGAAUCUUAUGCUAGCAAGUCAGGAGACUCAUGCAGGUCACAAGGGUUUUAUUUGUGUUGGCACAACUCAUGUGUACGGUGAAGAUAUUACCUGCAGGGGACGGAUUUUGAUAUUUGAUAUCAUUGAAGUUGUCCCCGAGCCGGGCCAGCCAUUGACCAAGAAUAAGUUUAAGAUGUUGUACGGUAAGGAACAGAAAGGUCCAGUGAGUGCUCUGACUCAAGUCAAUGGUUACCUUGUGAGCGCCAUAGGACAGAAGAUUUACAUCUGGAAUUUCAAAGAUAGCAAUGAUUUGGUGGGAAUGGCAUUUAUUGACACGCAAAUGUACAUUCAUUCGUUAAUGUCCAUCAAGACUCUGAUUAUUGCAGCUGAUUUAUGCAAGAGCAUUACUCUCCUUCGAUUACAGGAGGAAACAAAGACUCUGGCAUUCGUUAGCAAGGAUCCAAAACCAUUAGAAGUGUAUUCGGCCGAUUUUGUUAUUGAUGGUCCACAACUGGGAUUUCUUGUAUCAGAUGGUGAUCAAAACUUGCUUUUACUCACUUAUCAACCAGAAGCUGUUGAAAGCUUCGGUGGUCAGCGACUUCUUCAGCGAGCGGAUAUUAACAUAGGAAGCCAUAUUACUUCAUUCUUCAGGAUCCGUGCAAGAACAACAGGAAAAGUUGGCGGUAAAGACUUGAGACAGCUGACUUGUUUUGGCACACUGGAUGGUGGGCUUGGACUGUUAUUACCUAUGACUGAGAAAACAUACAGACGACUACACAUGCUGCAAACCAAACUUGUCGAAUGCAUUCCACACGUCGCUGGUCUUAAUCCAAAGGCUUUCAGACUUGUACGAGGUAAGAAACGAAGCUUGAACAAUCCUCACAGAAAUAUAUUGGAUGGAGAGUUACUCGGCAAAUUUCUGCAGCUUGGCACUAUGGAAAAACUUGAGGUUGCAAAGAAAAUCGGCACCACGCCAGCUCAGAUUCUUGACGACUUGAUGGAUGUUGAAAGAUCGUGUUCACAUUUCUGAGGGCAAUGCCUGAGAGGUGCUUAAAUACAAGUGAAAGAUCGCAUCAAGGA
Molecule: messenger RNA, 4069 nt
Organism: Pocillopora damicornis (cauliflower coral)
Lineage: Eukaryota; Metazoa; Cnidaria; Anthozoa; Scleractinia; Pocilloporidae
Product: cleavage and polyadenylation specificity factor subunit 1
Cellular component (GO): nucleus
Molecular function (GO): protein binding; nucleic acid binding
Source: RefSeq, a predicted model, not a curated record